Molecule: messenger RNA, 498 nt
Organism: Lodderomyces margitis
Lineage: Eukaryota; Fungi; Ascomycota; Pichiomycetes; Serinales; Debaryomycetaceae
Product: mitochondrial 54S ribosomal protein bL21m
Exons: 1
Coding region: 1-498 (165 amino acids)
Cellular component (GO): mitochondrial large ribosomal subunit; ribosome
Molecular function (GO): structural constituent of ribosome
Source: RefSeq, a predicted model, not a curated record
AUGGUACGACCUACUUGCUAUAGUUCCAUCACCAGGUUUCAAAGUACAAUCGCUGCCACGAGCAAAGUCACAUCACAAGCGAACACACUAACGAAAUCGUUUGCAAAACCUCAGGACGAUCUUCACAAGCAUAUAUCAGCACUUAAGCUCUCAUCCAACGGAUCAAGGGAUUUAUACGCAAUUAUGCGAUUAUACAAUAUGCCAUAUCUAGUGACAAAGGGGGAUAAAAUAUACUUACCAUACAAGAUGAAGAAUGUCAAAGUUGGUGAUGUUUUAAACUUGAAUGAUGUGACAACAUUGGGCUCUACAAACUACACUUUGAAUAUUAGCACUGGCAUUGAUCCUUCUAUCUACGAGCUACAAGCAAGCGUUGUUGAGAUAACAAGAGAACCUCUUUAUCAAGUUGUGAAAAAGAAACCAAGAUGUAGAAGAACAAAGACAUUCAACGUUGAGCCAUUCCAAACCGUAUUGAGGAUUAACGAGCUAAAGUUAAAGUAA